Molecule: messenger RNA, 2174 nt
Organism: Piliocolobus tephrosceles (Ugandan red Colobus)
Lineage: Eukaryota; Metazoa; Chordata; Mammalia; Primates; Cercopithecidae
Gene: RSU1
Product: Ras suppressor protein 1
Exons: 9
Coding region: 236-1069 (277 amino acids)
Cellular component (GO): cytoplasm
Molecular function (GO): protein binding
Source: RefSeq, a predicted model, not a curated record
AAGGGCGGAGCCUGGCUCAGGGGCCACGUCUAGCGAGCUGUUCUCCUAAUAUGGGUAGGGUCGGGCGUGGAGCUGGCAGCUGAGCUGUGUGCGCCUGCGCGGGACGCCGAGACAGGGCGUGUUCGCUGUUCAGUGCCGGUGUUGCGGGGAGCGAGGGCAUCUCUCGCAGCCGGAGUGCGUCCUGCUGAAGCCUGUGGUUGCACGCCCACCCUCUUAGGGGCUGCCUUCCUCGACCAUGUCCAAGUCUCUGAAGAAGUUGGUGGAGGAGAGCCGGGAGAAGAACCAGCCCGAAGUGGACAUGAGUGACCGGGGCAUCUCCAACAUGCUGGAUGUCAACGGCCUCUUUACCUUAUCCCAUAUCACACAACUGGUCCUCAGCCAUAACAAGUUAACAACGGUGCCACCCAACAUCGCAGAACUGAAGAAUUUGGAAGUGCUCAACUUUUUUAAUAACCAGAUCGAAGAGCUGCCCACACAGAUCAGCAGCCUUCAAAAACUCAAACACCUGAACCUCGGCAUGAACAGGCUGAACACUUUGCCACGCGGCUUUGGCUCCCUGCCAGCUCUUGAGGUUCUGGACUUGACUUACAACAACUUGAGCGAAAAUUCUCUACCUGGAAACUUCUUCUACCUGACCACCCUGCGUGCACUCUAUCUAAGUGACAACGAUUUUGAAAUCCUGCCGCCAGAUAUUGGGAAGCUCACAAAGUUGCAGAUACUCAGCCUUAGGGAUAAUGACCUGAUCUCGCUGCCUAAGGAAAUCGGGGAGCUUACCCAGCUUAAAGAGCUCCAUAUUCAGGGGAACCGCCUCACCGUUCUGCCCCCAGAACUAGGAAACUUGGAUUUAACUGGUCAGAAGCAGGUAUUCAAAGCAGAGAACAAUCCCUGGGUGACCCCCAUUGCAGACCAGUUCCAGCUUGGUGUGUCCCAUGUGUUUGAGUAUAUCCGUUCUGAGACAUACAAAUACCUCUAUGGCAGACACAUGCAGGCCAACCCAGAACCACCAAAGAAGAAUAAUGACAAAUCAAAGAAGAUCAGCCGGAAACCCCUGGCAGCCAAGAACAGAUAAGGAAGGGGUUGGCAUCGGCUGGCCUUCCAGCACCUUCUCUCUCCAACACUUCAUUCUCUCUUGCUCCGUCUCUCAAAUAAACACAAUGCGUGUGUGGCCUUUUUUAUUUUUCUUUUCACUCUCUAAUGCUUCCCACCUUGCCUUUUAGAUUCUUUUGGUAGGUGGGAGAUUGUUGUAAGGUCUUUAAACCAUUUCCAUUUGUUUCUUUAAAAUUACCAAAAGCAGGGAACAAAGCUCUUAUUCAACUGCAGAUUCCAUAGUGGGCUCAGGCUUUUCUUGAACAGACAUCACAAGGUUGCUUAUUAUCAAAAGAAUAAUUAAAAUCAUGUAACCAUUUAAAUGUCACUGUUCACACUUUUCACUCUUUCUGUUGAUUCACACAACUCAUUAUUUUGCUUUAUUAAAAAUCUUCUUCACCACCGAGAUAUGUUAAUUUAACUUACAAAUGAUUUUAAUAAAAUCUUGAGUUUGUAUCACAUGUUACUUUUCGACCCAGAAUAAAAGAACAGUCUGAUCUUGGGGUAUAACACAUUUUCAUUUACUUUUCUCCCCCAAAAUCAUCUUGUCCAAUUUUAUUGGUUAUACAUGAUAAACUUUUCAUGAAAGAAAUGCAAAAUUAAAUCACAGUUCGUUUCUUCUCACAUUAAUUUGUCAAGUUUUUUUUUUUCUUUGAAGACUUUUUCUAAAUUAGGAAGCAGAAAAACAAAUCUCUAGGAGAUUCUGCCAAAGGAUUUUGGAAAGUAGCAUUCCUUCGCCGAAGAAAUGGUGAUUUCUGCCAGGGGCUGGUAGACAAGAACUGUGAAAGGGGAGAGAAAAAACCUCAACUAUGUUUUUUGUCAUGGCAGAAAAUCUGCUCACAUCAAAGCGUUCUUCUAAGUGACUUCGAUGCCAAGGAAGUUGUGUAAAUGUGCACAGGCUACACCACACCCGGGGUAGAAAUCACAGUUGCAGAGUCAUUGAACAAUCAAUUGUUUAACAUCUGUGAGAGGCAGCUUUCCUUCUCAACAGUGAAACCUAUGACAAUGAAAAUAAAUGGAAGCUCAGGUUUUGUGCUCACUGAAAGGGCUGCCAACCCCAGAAGGCCUCCAAAAAAAAAAAAAAAAAA